Messenger RNA from Spodoptera exigua (beet armyworm), 1017 nucleotides. NCBI's taxonomy places the organism in Eukaryota, Metazoa, Arthropoda, Insecta, Lepidoptera, Noctuidae. The record is from the annotation of a GenBank genome assembly.
AUGGCUCAAAGUGUACAGACGACAACGAUUUUGGAACAAAAAGAAGAAAAAACAGUUACAUUGCUGGUACCUCAAGCUGGAAAGAGAAAGUUUGAAUUCGUUUAUCAAAAUCUCAUCACUUUUGCUUAUUGGCAUAUAGCUGGACUAUACGGCCUUUAUUUGUGCUUCACCUCGGCGAAAUGGGCGACAAUUUUAUUCUCGUUCAUCCUGUUUGUUAUAGCAGAAAUAGGAAUCACGGCAGGCGCCCACAGGCUUUGGUCGCAUAAAAGUUACAAAGUGAAACUGCCUUUAGAAAUUCUUCUAAUGGUGAUGAAUUCUAUUGCUUUCCAAAACACGGUCAUUGAUUGGGUGAGAGACCAUAGACUGCACCACAAGUAUAGCGACACUGAUGCCGACCCCCAUAACGCCUCACGUGGGUUCUUCUAUUCACACAUCGGAUGGUUAUUUGUCAGAAAGCACCCCGAAGUCAAGAAACGUGGCAAAGAACUUGACAUGUCUGACAUCUACAACAAUCCUGUACUGAGGUUUCAGAGGAAGUACGCAGUACCAUUCAUUGGUGCAGUUUGUUUUGGGUUACCAACAUUGAUACCGGUUUACUGUUGGGGAGAAAGCUGGACCAAUGCCUGGCACAUCACCAUGCUGCGGUACAUCAUGAACCUCAAUGCCACGUUCCUCGUCAAUAGCGCUGCUCAUAUAUACGGGAAGAGACCCUACGACAAGAAGAUUUUACCAGCUCAAAACAUAGGCGUUUCCAUAGCAACAUUUGGAGAAGGUUUCCAUAACUAUCAUCAUGUUUUUCCAUGGGAUUAUCGUGCAGCGGAACUUGGGAACAAUGGCUUGAAUUUGACUACUAAGUUCAUUGAUUUCUUUGCGUGGAUCGGAUGGGCUUAUGACCUCAAAACCGUUUCGAAAGAGAUGAUAAAACAAAGGUCUAAGAGAACUGGUGAUGGAACCAAUCUAUGGGGGCUCGAAGAUAAAGAUACACCAGAGAACUUGAAAAACAUAAAAGGCGAAUAA